Molecule: messenger RNA, 2099 nt
Organism: Setaria italica (foxtail millet)
Lineage: Eukaryota; Viridiplantae; Streptophyta; Magnoliopsida; Poales; Poaceae
Product: carotenoid cleavage dioxygenase 8 homolog A, chloroplastic
Exons: 5
Coding region: 226-1740 (504 amino acids)
Biological process (GO): carotene catabolic process
Cellular component (GO): chloroplast
Molecular function (GO): carotenoid dioxygenase activity
Source: RefSeq, a predicted model, not a curated record
UCCGCACGCAACCGCAACACAACACAACAACGAAACAAGCAUGGCGGGCUAUCUCUCCACGCUGCGCGCUGCUCCUAUGCCGUCCUUGUUCUCUUCCCAACACACCAGGCCCGGGCAUAUCAGCCUCAGCUCGGCGGUGGCACGCCGUAACCCCGCCCUCUCAGCGAAGACGACGGGCUCGUCGGCGGCGGAGGCCGCCGGAGACCGCGCCACGAAGCUCUCGGCAUGGACGAGCGUCCGGCAAGAACGGUGGGAAGGCGACUUGGCCGUCGAAGGGCACCUCCCUCUUUGGCUGCAUGCGAUCGAUCAACACGUCACAUGAAUGUGCUUCAGAACGGUACGUACCUGAGGAACGGGCCAGGGGUGUGGGAGGUAAGCGGCGACGGCGCGCUCGACCACCUCUUCGACGGGUACGCCAUGCUCGUCAACGUCUCCUUCCGGCGAGGGCGCGCCACCGGCGCGCACCGCCAGCUGGAGUCGGACGCGUACAAGGCCGCCAAGGAGCACGGCCGCCCGCUCCUGCGCGAGUUCGGCCACUGCCCCAAGCCCGCAAACCUGCUGGAUCGGCUGAGGAGCGUCGUCGGGCUCGUCAGCGGCAGGGCGCUUACGGACAACGCCAACGUCACCGUGCUACCGCUCGGGGACGGCAGGGUGAUGUGCCUCACCGAGACCACCAGGGGCUCCUUCCUGAUCAACCCGUACACGCUCGGCACGGUCGGGAGGUUUCGUUACGUGGACGUGUUGGGUGGCAUGAACAUGUUACAGUCCGGGCACCCGAUCGUGACCGGCUCCGAGUUCUGGACGCUGCUCCCUGAUCUUGUCCGGCCAGGCUACCUUCUCGUGAGGAUGGCGGCCGGGAGCAACGAGAGGAAGGUGGUAGGGAGAGUGGGUUGCCGAGGAGGGCCGACGCCGGGGUGGGUGCACUCGUUCGCCGUCACGGAGAACUACGUCGUCGUGCCGGAGAUGCCGCUCCGGUACUCGGCCAGCAGCAUGAUCAGGUCUGAGCCCGCACAGUUCUACCUCUUCGACUGGCUCCCAGCGUCCGGGAGCUAUAUGCACGUCGUACGCAAGUCGACCGGGAAGACGGUGGCUAGCGUCGAGGUGCCGCCUUUCAUGGCAAUCCACUUCAUCAACGCGUAUGAGGAGAACAGCGAGAACGGGCAGGCAGCCGCGGUCAUCGUCGACUGCUGCGAGUACUACGCUGAUCCUGCGAUGCUUGACGCACUUGCUCUCCACAGGCUGAGAUCGCCCACGAACAAUAACGCCUUUCCUGAUGGCAGGGUUGGCCGGUUCAGGAUACCGCUGGACGGGAGGCCGUUCGGCGAGCUGGAGUCGGCGCUGGACCCCGACGAGCACGGCCGCGGGAUGGACAUGUGCAGCAUCAACCCGGCCUACCUCGGCAAGGAGUACCGCUACGCCUACGGCUGCAGCGCGCGCCGGCCGUGCAACUUCCUUAACGCCCUGGCCAAGAUCGACCUGGUCGAGAAGACAGUCAGGAACUGGCACGACGAGGAUGCCGUGCCGUCGGAGCCCUUGUUCGUGGAACGGCCGGGAGCGACCAAUGAAGAUGAUGGAGUUCUCAUAUCUAUUGUGAGCGAUGUCCAUGGCGGUGGCUACGUGCUGGUGCUGGACGGGGAGACGUUUCAAGAAAUUGCGCGGGUGAGGCUUCCGCACGGCCUGCCUUACGGCUUCCACGGAUGCUGGAUCCCUGGAAAGAUCCGAAGGAUGUCGUUACGUUGAUCAGCUACUUGGCCGCUAGUACUUGAACUGCCAUGGUGCAAUUUAAGCGCAAAUUUUCAGGAAAAUAAGAUGUCUGGACGUUUCUCACCUCACUCCCUUCAACCGUGGUCCCUCAUCUCCGGCGAUAUACAACCUUGCCCGCUCCAUCUCGUGCGACAUUCAAUCCGUUCUUCUCCAUCUCCAACGACCUCAGGCUCCAGUAAGAUUAGGAUUACGAUUAGGAUUUUUGGUGCCUUCAAGCUGGGGCUUCAAUGGAUGAUGGCUGGCUUGACCAUAGUGGCAGAGACGCCACCGCUAUGGAAGACAGGAAUACUACUCAUGUAAGGGGGUGUUUGGUUCUUUAGGAGGCUCUAAAAUUC